Molecule: messenger RNA, 901 nt
Organism: Orbicella faveolata
Lineage: Eukaryota; Metazoa; Cnidaria; Anthozoa; Scleractinia; Merulinidae
Product: ADP-ribosyl cyclase/cyclic ADP-ribose hydrolase-like
Biological process (GO): positive regulation of B cell proliferation
Cellular component (GO): plasma membrane
Molecular function (GO): NAD+ nucleosidase activity, cyclic ADP-ribose generating; phosphorus-oxygen lyase activity
Source: RefSeq, a predicted model, not a curated record
AUGGUAAGCCUGUUUUGGUCAGGAACGUACAAAGCUGUGCAUUCCUAUUCAGAAUUUGACGUGCGCUUCACAACCUUAGAAGACACCAUGGCUGGAUGGAUCGUAAAUGAAUUGACCUUUUGUGGAAAUGGAAACUUGUCUCGGAAUACAACUGAUGGCAUUGACUACAAUUCCUGUCCAAAUUGGAGCAAGAAAUGCGAUUAUACGACGCCUUUUUGGGGUCAAGCUUCUAGCAUAUUUGCAGAGCAUGCCCGAGGGAUCGCACGAGUCAUGGUGAAUGGUUCCAGAGUUUCUCGAGAGGGAAAUCAUAUUCCAGCUUAUAAGAGAGACAGUUACAGUGAAAGGUGUGGGGAAGAUUCUAUCAAGCAGCUCCAGGAUGACGCAACAGACAUAGGAAUACCCGUCAGUUGUCAUGACGACCCGGAUGACGUGCGCCAUAUUUUGUGCGCUGAUCAUCCGCUCUCUCGUGAAUGUCUUUUUCUGGAGGAAGCUGGCUACAGGAACAGGACAAUAAUUCACUACAAAAAUUGCAGGAAUCCAAAAGGGUUUGCCACCUCUGUAAAAUCUUCACUGUUUUUGAUUACUGCUGGUAUCAUGGCUGCAGUUUUGAAUGCUGGAAAUUCCAAUUAACAAUGGAUUCGAUGGAACUCAAAUCAAAAUGGGAAAUAGUAGAUCAGGGCAAACACUAGAGGCGUGAAGAAAAGAAUUCGAACAGAUCUAGUUUGUGAUAGCCAAGGUGCUCACGUUGCUUAAGCAAAAAAAUGCACAUUCCCUUAUAUUUUAAAAAAUUAGAAACAUUUUAGUGGCAACUAUGACGUAGUAAGUAAGCCAGAUUUAACAAAUUGACAUCAGUUUUUCAUGCGUCUGUCCUGUUAUUGAUGAUGAAUUUCGUCAUAACAUU